Entrophospora sp. SA101 is the source of this 2469-nucleotide messenger RNA. Lineage: Eukaryota; Fungi; Glomeromycota; Glomeromycetes; Entrophosporales; Entrophosporaceae. The record is from the annotation of a GenBank genome assembly.
AUGAAUCCACUUUCGGGAACGAAGGAUUUUUUGUCUACUGGAAUUUUAGAGCAAUCUCGAAAAAUUCAAGACUUAAAAGCAGAAAAUGAAAAACUCAAGUAUGAAUUGGAUGAUUAUAAAAAUAGAAUUGAACCAAAUUAUAUUAAAAUGGUCGAAUAUCUGGAAUAUCUGGAGACACAAUAUAAUGAAAAUAUCGAGGAUUUAGAAGCACAAUAUAAUGAUCGCUUGGCCAAAUAUCAAAACGACGCUGAGGAAUAUUACAAUAAUCAAUGUAAAGACUUGGAAAUUAAUUUAACAAGAUAUAAAGAAUUAAUUGAACCGACUUACCUUGGUAAAAUUAAAGAAUUAGAAGAAAAAUUGAAUCAAGAAAACGAAAAACCAACUUGCAUCAAAAAAAUCGAUGAAUUAGAAGUGAAUCAUAAUAACCACAUUAACGAAUAUCUAAAGCAAGCCGAGGAACAUUACAAUAAAAAAGUUAAUAUAUUAAUGAAAGAAUACAAAGAAAAUGAGUCAAGUUACAAAGAAAUAAUUAAUAAAUUAUCUCAAGGAAAAAAAAUUUGUCUAAACAAUUUAAAUAAUUAUAAACAAGAAAUCGAGCCAAAAUAUAAAGAAAAAAUCAAAAGUCUAGAAGCACGAUAUAACAACGUUAUACAUAAUCAUCAACAAGCCGAGGAAAUGUACAAUAAAAAACUUAAAGAAUUAACGGCAGAAAUUGAAACUUACAAGGAAACGACCAAACACUUGGAGGAGGAAAAUAGCAAAUUAAAUCAAGAAAGAUUAAAUGAUUUAAACAAUUACAUUAAACCAAAAAUUGAACCAGUGUAUGAAGAAAAAAUUAGAAAUUUAGAAGCAGGAUAUAAUGAUAAACUUGUUAAAGCUCAAAAAGAAUCUAAAGAGUAUUACUAUAAACAACUUCAAGAUUAUACUCUUACUUUAACGGCUGAGCAAAAAGAAAUUGAAUCAAAAUACAAAGAGAUGGUUGAUAAAUUAAGGCAAGAAAAAGAAAAUUGUUUAAUAGACUUGAAUAAAUACAAGCAAAAAGUUAAACAACUUGAAGAUUUAGCAGAAAAAAAUCAAAACUAUGCUAUUACUUUGAAGGAUGAGCAAAUAGAAAAUGGAUUAAAAUACAAAAUGAUAAUCAAUAAAUUAAACCAAGAAAAAACUCAUUUCCAAAAGAAUUUAAAUAAAUAUAAAGAAAACAUUAAUAAAUUAGAAAAAGAAUUGUCUCAAAUAAAAGAAGAUAAUUGUCAAUUAUCUGAAUUCUUGGAAUAUAAAAAUUCCACAGAGAAAAAGAUCAAAAAACUAGAAAUAGAAAAUUAUAGUAUAAAUAAUGCGAUUAAGAAAUUGAACAAAGAAUUAGAAAUUAAAAAUAAGGAAUCAAUAGAAGCUUCUUCAUUGUAUCAGUCGGCUUUAGGUGAUGCACCAAUACCUUGCUUUAAUGACGAAGCUUUAAAUAAUUUGGUUAAUUUUACAACUAAUAUAAUUAAUUUACAAAAUAAACUUGAGAAAUAUGUUACCACUCUAAAAGGUUCUAUUGAUAUUAACGUUAAGCUAAUUAAAGAGUUAUAUGUAAAAUAUCACGUGAAAUCUCAAAACUAUAAAGAUAAAAUUUUGAUGAAAUCAACUUUGCAACGUUAUAUUUUAGAAAAAGUUCUUGAAUAUGCAGAUGAUUAUUUUAAAAUUAAAGAAAGUGAACUUGGAUUUCCUGAAAUUUACGAAAGAAGAAAACCUCAAUCUCAUCAUCCAUUUAUAUCAUCCACAGCACAAAGACUCAAUCAAUCAAUGGCUGAAUAUCGUUUCAUCAGAGAUGAAAAUAAAAGAAAGUAUGCCGAAAAUAUGGCAGAAGAUAUUAUUAAAGACAUUGUAAGGAUAUUCAAAUUCAGUCUAUUGACCCAAGAACCAAAAUGUGAAAUACAUUGGUUUAAAAAUGAUGAUAAAAUAAUGCCAAAAUUAAUGAGAGGUCAAUGGGAUGAUGAUUAUUUGAAUGAUUUUGUUGUUGAUAUUUGUUAUUUUCCUUUGAUAGUAACAAUGAAUUCAAAUGAUGAUUUCAGUAAAAGUAAAGUGUAUUCUUAUGCAAAAGUUUACCCUCGAAACAUUGCAAUUCCUCAAGAAAAUAAAUUUUAUGAUCUAUCUUUAAACGAGACAUCGGAUAAUAAAUAUAAAAAGUCAUCAAGAAAUAGCGGUGAUGGCCUAAUUAACCCUUUAGCGAAGAAAAUAAAUAGAAAAACAUCAGUUGAAGACCAAAAUGCCGCAUCCUCCUCCUUAUCGUCAUCAGAUAAAGUAAUAACGAGUCCACAGGAUACAGCACUUCAAAUAGUCUUUGCGUAUGAUAAUCUACAAAAUGCAGAUUCUGAUGAAGAUGACAAAAAUUUUAAUGAAGAUAUGAAAGAAAAAGAUGACAAAAAUCUGAGGUUGAUGAUAAAAAAUUUCUUUAAAAGCAGUAAUGAUCAAGGGAGAGAUUUUAAAUAA